AUGGCAUACCAGAACGGCGUGCCCCAGUCGCGCCGCUCGCCUCUUCCACAGGCCCGUGCGCUGCCACAAGUGCAACAACCCACCAACCAGAUGGCUUACGGUGCACAAUACGCUGCUCCCAUGGGCUACGGCAUGAACCUCGCCUCCAACCAAGGCCCUGUAGGAUACGGCUUCAGUGCUGCUGGUCAAGGUGGAUUCGCUCAAAGUCAAGCCUACGCACAGCAAGCUUCCGCUGCUCACCACUACCAAGCGCCUCCUCAUCUUCAGGCACAGAUCUACCAAGCUGCCAUUGCCGCACAGGCACAGGCUCCCCCCUCCCAACUACAGCAUCCCGCCAUGUCUCAAGCUGCUCAGCUUCAACAGCAGCAGAUCGCCGCUUCUCAACAACAGCAGCAGAUCGUUGCUUCUCAACAACAGCAGCAAGCUCUUCAAGCUCCUUACCAAUCACGCGCUCAAAGUGCUUCCCCCAUCAACAGAUCCCCCUCUCCCUCUGCUCGUCCAAUCAACGCUGCUCCGAGAUCUCCGCAAUACGCUCAAGCGCAAACCUACUCCCAGCAACAGCAACAGCAACAACAACAACAACAGCAACAACAACAGCAACAGCAACAACAGCAACAACAGCAACAACAACCGCAGCAAUAUUACCAACAGCAGCAGCAAUACUCUCAAGCCGGCGGCUCCACCUCCCCAAACCCCACCAACGAAAAACCAGCCGACUAUGUCUACUUUGAACGUUGCACCAACGGGAUGCAAAAAUCCACCAUCGAAGCAGCCACGGGUGCCAAGCUCAAACUGGAAAACUUCUACAAGGUCUACGUAGAACAGGCUGUAGAACGUAUCAAGCGUGCUGCUGAGCUCGAAGAUCGUCUGAGCAACCCUGCUGACGGAGUUCAUCUCUCGGACGAGCGUAAAGCACGUCAGCUUGCACAACUUGGUCGGAGAGAGUCGAAUUUCCUACGGCUCAGAAGAACUCGAUUGGGUUUGGACGACUUCCGUACUGUCAAAGUGAUUGGUAAAGGCGCAUUUGGUGAAGUUCGAUUGGUGCAGAAAACCGAUACUGGCAAAAUCUACGCCAUGAAAACCUUACGAAAGAGCGAAAUGUUUAAGAAGGAUCAACUGGCACAUGUUCGUGCCGAAAGGGAUGUUCUUGCCGAGAGUAACUCGCCUUGGGUAGUGCAGCUGUUCUACUCUUUCCAAGACACGGCUUACUUGUAUCUCUUGAUGGAGUUUUUACCCGGUGGAGAUUUGAUGACAAUGUUGAUCAAGUACGAUACCUUUUCCGAGGAUGUUACGAGGUUUUAUAUGGCCGAAUGUGUCUUGGCUUUGGAAGGCAUUCACAAGUUGGGCUUUAUUCAUCGAGAUAUCAAACCCGACAACAUCCUCAUUGAUGCCAAAGGACACAUCAAGCUUUCUGAUUUCGGUCUUUCCACUGGAUUCUAUAAGCAGCAUGAUUCGGCCUACUAUCAGCGUCUGUUCGAAGGCACUUCAGCUCAAAACCCAGCUCAAACCGGAAGGAACUCGGUGGCGGUCAACUCGAUCAACCUCACACUCUCUUCCAAAGACACAAUCGCUACCUGGAAAGCUAACCGUCGUAAACUGGCUUACUCCACCGUUGGAACGCCGGACUACAUCGCACCGGAGAUCUUCCUGCAGCAGGGAUAUGGCAAUGAAUGUGAUUGGUGGUCUCUGGGAGCUAUCAUGUUCGAAUGUUUAUGUGGCUAUCCACCUUUCUGUUCGGAAAACGCACACGAUACAUAUCGCAAGAUCUUAGCUUGGAGGGAAACACUUCAAUUCCCAGAUGACAUCCAUCUUAGUCCCGAAGCAGAAGAUAUGAUUAGAAGGUUGAUUACAGCUCCAGAGGAUAGAUUGGGCACCAACUCGGCCAGCGAGAUCAAAGAGCAUCCUUUCUUUGCCGGUGUUGAUUGGUCUAGUAUCAGGCAGAUCGAUGCACCAUUUAUUCCACAGUUGAAAAGUGUUACUGAUACGAGUUAUUUCCCUACAGAGGAUUAUCAGGAUGUUCCUGAAACUCCGCAGGGUGCAGAUGUGGGAGUCGGAAGUAAGGACUUGGCCUUUUUGGGUUAUACCUAUAGACGCUAUGAGAGUAAUGAGACUAGUCUCUAG
Molecule: messenger RNA, 2121 nt
Organism: Ustilago hordei
Lineage: Eukaryota; Fungi; Basidiomycota; Ustilaginomycetes; Ustilaginales; Ustilaginaceae
Product: putative protein kinase Ukc1p
Exons: 2
Coding region: 1-2121 (706 amino acids)
Biological process (GO): peptidyl-serine phosphorylation; intracellular signal transduction
Molecular function (GO): protein serine/threonine kinase activity; ATP binding
Source: RefSeq, a predicted model, not a curated record